Molecule: messenger RNA, 1951 nt
Organism: Cutaneotrichosporon oleaginosum
Lineage: Eukaryota; Fungi; Basidiomycota; Tremellomycetes; Trichosporonales; Trichosporonaceae
Source: RefSeq, a predicted model, not a curated record
CCCGCGCCGCUAACCAACAGAACUCGACAGCAAGGUGGGCGACCUGGUCGACGAUAGUCGCACGAUGCGCGACGCCGCACACGACAUCAAGCAAACCAUCUCGGCUCUGCCCUCUCGUGAGGAAGUGAAGGAAGACCAGGCGGAGAGCUUAAUCCAACCCUUGGCCCAGGUGCAAGCCGACAUGAACAAGUCCAUCAAGGAGAUGCUGCAGGAUAGCCAGCACGACUUGUUGAAGCAGCUCGUCGAGCAGCAGCGCAAGCAGGUCGAGGAGCAGCUGCAGCCCAUUAAGGAGGAGCUGGCACAGAUGCGGGCGACGCUCGCCAAGCCACCCUCCAAUCCCGCUCCUCGUACGGAUAAGACAACUCAAGCUCUCCAAGGGGCUCUGAUCGCGUCGCUUCGCUCGGUGGACGAACUCAAGGACGCUUUGCUUCCCCUCAAUUUGGAGAAAACGCUCCCACAGGUCUUUGGCCUCGCAAAUCACCUCAACGUGGUCCACAACAAGAUCGAUCACGUGACAGUCAACACGCGCGGUCUUCCUGCAGUGCAACAGGUCCAACAAUCGAUUCUGGAGCGCAUCGUCCAGGUCCACGCCCGUACCGCCUCCCAGGAGCUGACGGGUCAGAAGCAAAUCGAGCUGUCUGUAAAGUUUGGAGAUAAGCUGUCCUCGCUCGAGGCUGACUCUCUCGCCAACGCCCAGGCGCUCAACGCCAUCGGGAAGGAAGUCGAAAAGCAGGCCGAGGCCGCGCGCGACGCAGCUUUGCGUCGGCAGAACGCUGUCGAUCAAUCAACACAGACCAACACCCCCUCGAUCUACGCAAACGUCAAUAAACAGGGUGGCGUCGAUGGUCUUCAACAUGGCCAUACUCUUGCUCUCGAAUCUCCGGUGUCAAGCAAUAGUCGUUUUCCGCCCGCAUUUGUCGACUCUCCGUCUGCUGUCGAGGACCUGUUUGACUCCCGCUUUCCCUCGUCGCAGGGCACGUCCCGUAGUCCUCAAUGCUCCUCUACUAUCGUGGAAGACCCUCAGACCGUUGCGCCCCCUGUCCAGCUGCCUAUUCCUCGUCCUGUUGGCCCUGUCAAGAUCAAGCUUAGGCGACGGGCGCCCGCUAACAAGGUCACAACUCCUCUAAUCCAGGAGGCACCCGCACUCAACAGCCCGUCGAAAGCAGACGAUGAGGCUGCCUCUGACCCCUCUUCAUCGUCUCUCAUCCCUUUUGGUGCAGCGUCUGACCCUCCGUCGAAGAAACGUAAGAGCCCAAAGCCAAGCGAAGUCCCCACGAGCACAAUGGCUGCUCCCCGUCGAACAACCCGGCAGCGUAAAACCCCUGUGAGAUGGGGCCAAACUCCUGCUCCCGAUGGAGACGACUAUAUCGUACUCGGAACACAGCCCCCCACAAGACCCUGCCGUCCUAUUGCACCCCUCCCUAAGAAGAGCAAAGGCAAACGCAAGGGGAAAGGCAAGCCAAAGAUGAUCGAGCCCAAAGUGGAGGUCGAGGACCCCCUCGCAUCGACUGGCCUACUCAUCGACCUGUCGACGGACAGUACCUACGACAACGGGGACAACGGCGAUGAAAGUGGCCUCAGCAUCCCCUCCACCACGGCCGACUCGUCCACCCUCCAUCCCAGCCUUUCGUCCAUCCAAUCCGACCCUCUGCCAGCCUCUCACCCCUCUGUCGUGAUGGAGACGUGCCUGCCGGCCUCUUCCGCAAUCGAGCCGCUGCACAUCACUCGGUCGGCUACCAGCAACCUCGACGGAUUAACUCGCCAGGCUUUCCUCGCUGCGCCCGACGAGAGAGUGGAGUCAGACGGCGAAGCGACAGAGGAGGACGACGAUCAGAACCCCGAAGGAUAAACGAGUGAUUUAUUGGCCGCGCCGAGAUCGUUAUUGUAGAAUGCAGCCGGCUGCUUAUCGUUUAUCAUGCAGAGAUAGUGGCUCCGCGCAUGUACGAAGUGU